Messenger RNA from Effrenium voratum, 942 nucleotides. The record is from the annotation of a GenBank genome assembly. Lineage: Eukaryota; Dinophyceae; Suessiales; Symbiodiniaceae.
AUGACCGACACGCGUGCCAUCAUCAUCGAUACCGACCCGGGCCAGGACGAUGCGAUCGCGCUUUUGCUUGCGCUGGCGAGCCCGGAACUCGACGUGCUCGGCGUGACGGCGGUUGCCGGAAAUGUGCCGCUCAGCUUGACCGAGAGGAACGCGCGCAAGAUCUGCGAGCUGGCCGGAAAGCCGCAGACCCGCGUCUUCGCCGGUGCCGAGCGGCCAUUGAUGCGCACUCUCGUCACCGCCGAAUAUGUGCAUGGCAAGACCGGGCUCGACGGGCCGGGCCUGCCCGAGCCGACCAUGCCGCUCGAAAGCCAGUUCGGCCCGGACUUCAUCAUCGACACCGUCCGGGCCCAUCCGGCGGGCCAUGUCACGCUGUGUCCGCUGGGGCCGCUGACCAACAUCGCGCUGGCGCUGAUCAAGGCGCCCGACAUCGCGCCGAAAAUCCGCGAGAUCGUGCUGAUGGGCGGCGGCUUCUUCGAGGGCGGCAAUGUCACGCCGACAGCCGAAUUCAACAUCUAUGUCGAUCCGGAAGCCGCGCACACCGUGUUCACCUCGGGCGUGCCGAUCGUGGUGGCGCCGCUCGACGUCACCCACAAGGCCCUGACCACCCAGGCCCGGAUCGACGCGCUGCGCGCCAAGAAGACACCGGUCUGCGAUGCGGCGGCAAAGCUGAUCGACUUUUUCGAACGGUUCGACGAGGACAAAUACGGCACCGAUGGCGGACCGCUGCACGAUCCGUGCGUGAUUGCUUACCUUCUGCGGCCCGAUCUGUUCACGGGCCGCGACUGUCAUGUGGCCAUCGAGACGGGCUCGCCACUGACCUUGGGCAUGACUGUGAUCGACUGGUGGGGCGUCACCGGCGAGCCAGCCAAUGCGCACGUGCUUGGCGAUAUCGACGCGGCCGGCUUUUUCGACCUGAUCACCGAGCGGCUGGCGACGCUCUGA